AGGCCGCGGCGCGUUAUGGCGCUGCUAUUGCUGCUGCGGGGACCUCGCUGGCGGCGCCUGGCUCCGAGCCGCUGCCCUCGGGGCUGGGCCCGGGCCCUGCAAGGCGGCGGCGUGCUUCAGAGCCUCCUGUCGCGACCGCUCACCCCCACGUUUCAAGGGCUCGGCGCCUCGCUGGCAAAGCGGCAUCUGCUGCAGCACCCCGUUGGGCUCUGGAAACUCUUGGGUGGCACGUGCUAUUUUACUACCUCGGGCUCUCAGUGGAAUAAUGAUAAAAAUGAAAGACCUAAAAAGAAAUCUUCGGGGGAUGAUAAGGGGGAGGAGAAGCAGCGCAAGGAGGAGAAACAAGUUGCUUUCCACACUCGAUUGAACCAGUUACUUCUAUUGUCUAUCAUCUGGAUUCUGAUACAAUGCCAGAAAGAGAAUGUGGGCAUCGUUACCUGGAACGAGUUUGCGAAUGAGAUGCUAGCCAAGGGGGAGAUCCAGAGGGUGCAGGUGAAUCCAGAGACUGGCAUAGUGGAGAUCUUUCUGUAUCCAGGAGCAAUCAUACAUAAACAACGUGCACGUGUAGAGGUUUUCAGAAUGCCUGUGGUCAAUAUUGACAAGUUUGAAGAAAAGCUGAGCGCAUUGGAGGACCAGCUGAACAUUGAUAGAAAGGACAGGAUCCCAGUUUCCUACCAGCGCCAUAGCCCCUUUGAAAAGGCCCUCCAUUCCCUGGGAUCACUCGUAAUAGGAAUAGCCAUGUUUUGGUACUUCGGCCGUCUGGCUUUGAGAGCAGAAUGGGAAGGAGGAUUCAGUGCCUUUAACCAGCUGAAAAUGGCUCGCUUCACCAUUGUAGACGGGAAGUCUGGGAAAGGGAUCAGCUUCAAGGAUGUGGCAGGAAUGCAUGAAGCCAAAAUGGAGGUCAAGGAAUUUGUGGAUUACUUGAAGAACCCAGACCGUUACCUCCAACUUGGGGCCAAGGUGCCCAAAGGCGUCCUGUUGCUUGGCCCUCCCGGCUGUGGAAAGACCUUGUUGGCAAAGGCUGUGGCUACCGAGGCAAAAGUGCCGUUUCUGGCAAUGGCUGGCUCUGAGUUCAUAGAGGUGAUAGGAGGUCUUGGAGCGGCUCGUGUUCGUAGCCUCUUCAAAGAAGCCCGGGCUCGUGCCCCCUGCAUUGUGUAUAUCGAUGAGAUAGAUGCUGUGGGAAAGAAACGCUCAACCAGCAUGUCAUUCUUCAACGCUGAGGGGGAGCAGACCUUGAACCAGCUGCUGGUGGAGAUGGAUGGCAUGGGGACCAGGGAUCAUGUAAUAGUGCUGGCUUCUACCAACCGCGCUGAUGUCUUGGAUGAUGCUCUCAUAAGACCAGGGAGGCUCGACCGACACAUUUUUAUUGAUCUUCCAACACUCCAGGACAGGAGAGAGAUCUUCGAGCAGUACUUGAAGGGGCUGAAGCUCACCCAGACUGGCAGCUUCUACUCGCAGCACCUGGCUGAGCUCACCCCAGGAUUCAGCGGUGCUGACGUAGCAAACAUCUGCAAUGAGGCUGCUCUCCAUGCUGCCAGAGAGGGCCAUAAAUCCAUCCAUACCUCCAGCUUUGAGUAUGCUGUGGAGAAAGUCAUUGCAGGUACUGCCAAAAAGAGUAAGAUCCUAUCAAAGGAGGAGCGCCGGGUUGUGGCCAUUCAUGAGUCGGGCCACGUACUGGUGGGCUGGCUGCUGGAACACACAGACGCUGUGAUGAAGGUUUCCAUAGCCCCUCGAACAAAUGCAGUUCUAGGAUUUUCUCAGAUCCUCCCCAAGGACCAAUACCUCUACACCAAGGAGCAGCUGUUCGAGAGGAUGUGCAUGGCCCUGGGAGGGAGAGUGUCUGAAGCCAUCACCUUUAACAGAGUCACAACAGGUGCACAGGAUGACCUGAAGAAGGUGACCAAUACAGCCUAUUCAAUGGUGAAACAGUAUGGGAUGGUACCCAGCAUUGGGCAGAUCUCCUUCCCAGAUGCGGAGAGCAGCAUCGGCAUAAGUCGGCGCCCCUUCAGCCAAGGGUUCCAGCAAAUGAUGGAUCAUGAGGCCAAGGUGCUGGUGACUCAAGCUUACAGACACACAGAGAAACUCUUGCUGGACAACCGGAACAAGCUGCAGAUGCUGGCUGAUGCCCUCCUGGAAAAAGAAGUGAUAAACUAUGAUGAUAUCGAAGUCCUGAUUGGGCCUCCUCCCUAUGGUCCAAAGAAAAUGAUCGUUCCUCAGAGCUGGCUUGAAGCGGAGAGAAACAAGCAGGAAGCAAGAGAUGAGGAGACACCCCAGCAACCACCAGGCCCAGAGGAGGAGGAAGAGCUUGGUCGGAGACUAGUGUGAGACCCUUCCCAACCCAGGGGAGGAGGAUUUCAGACGUAUCUUCCUAACAGCCAACUUAAUCCUUCCCCUUUCAGCUCGAGUCAAAGGCACAGAGAAACUUGGGCCACUGUUAUCCCAUCCUUAACUACUGAGUAUCUCAGCCCUGGAUUAAGAGAGCUUCCCUCCAGGAGACAUUUGCUUAGAAUGCCAAGUCGGUUAACUCCAGGACAGGGGAGACUUGGUACCAAGGCUUAGUUGGGUGAACAAGGGGUGAUGGCUUUAAAUCUCUUGGGCACAGAGCAGUGUAAACAUUUUUGCAGGCACAACUUCAUCUGGAGGUCUUGUAAAUGCUUGUUGUAUUACAAGUGUCUGCUGCCAUUCCCUUCAGUGCCAGGGCUGCUGGAGUGGUUCUUUGGCCAUGAUAAUAGGAUAGAGGGGCACCAGGCAGUUUGGACGUGGUAGCUGCUAUGUGAUGUAACCAACUUCUUGUUUGUUUGCUUUUUAUCCGCUGUUGGAUUUAAAAAUUGUAUACAGACUGAGACCAAUGUUCACUGGAAUAAAAUGGUCUUAAUGUA
Messenger RNA from Gavialis gangeticus (Gharial), 2879 nucleotides. RefSeq names its product SPG7, paraplegin matrix AAA peptidase subunit (gene SPG7). The record is from RefSeq and is a predicted model, not a curated record. Gene Ontology annotation, cellular component: m-AAA complex; membrane. Bases 16 to 2325 code for a protein of 769 amino acids. NCBI's taxonomy places the organism in Eukaryota, Metazoa, Chordata, Crocodylia, Gavialidae. The transcript has 17 exons. Gene Ontology annotation, molecular function: metalloendopeptidase activity; ATP-dependent peptidase activity; ATP hydrolysis activity. Gene Ontology annotation, biological process: mitochondrial protein processing; protein-containing complex assembly.